This is a messenger RNA of Anoplopoma fimbria (sablefish), 1215 nucleotides long. Its product is annotated as serine/threonine-protein kinase pim-2-like. Lineage: Eukaryota; Metazoa; Chordata; Actinopteri; Perciformes; Anoplopomatidae. The record is from RefSeq and is a predicted model, not a curated record. Gene Ontology annotation, molecular function: protein serine/threonine kinase activity; ATP binding. Gene Ontology annotation, cellular component: cytoplasm. Gene Ontology annotation, biological process: protein autophosphorylation; regulation of mitotic cell cycle; negative regulation of apoptotic process.
AUGGACUGUAAAGAUACACAGGAGUGUGAGACGCUUCACUCUCUGGCCCUUGGAGAAAAUCAAGACAACAACUCCAACACCAAACCAAGCUACAACCUGGUGGAGGAUGCCAAGGAUCAAAGGAGCAAAAGGAAGGCCAGCACUGAUGAAGGAUCUUCCAAGAAAAAGCUGAGGGCUGAUGGUGUUACCAAUGCUAGUGUGCCCUACAGUUUAAUAUCAGACUACUUCAGCACGAAGGGGAGCAAGCGGAAAGCUGACGCUGCUGAAGAAAGCCCCAAUAAAAAGAUCAGGAGCAGCAGUGUGCCAACUGACAGUAACUCAGACGAGUUUGUCAUCGACAGCAGAGAAAGUUCAUCUACUGAUGAGGAUGCAACGUACGACAUGUAUGACUUCUCAGUGAAAACCAGCCGAGCUGAAUUUGAAGCCAAGUACAUUGAGCUUUCUCAGAUCGGCAGGGGCUUCGGAGCCGUAAUGGAAGGCUACAAAACCAAAGACAUGGAACCAGUCGCUAUAAAACACAUUAUAAAAGAAAAGAUCCUCUACACUGAAGUGGUCCAGAAUGGAAAUGUGUUGAAGGUCAUCCAUGAAGUGGCCCUCAUGGUGAAAGCAGCAGGUGGAACUGGAUCACCUGGAAAAUCUGCAGCCAUCUCCCUCCUGGAAUGCUAUGAUCUGGAAGAGGAACUCAUCCUGGUGAUAGAAAGACCACACCCCUCCAUGGAUCUCUACAAGUACCGCAAGGCCAAAGGAGGCAACCUGGCAGAAGAUGAGGCUAAGGACAUCCUGAAGCAGAUGGUGGAUGCUGCCAUCGAGAUGCACACAAAUGGAGUCUUUCACAGGGACAUCAAGUUAGAGAACACCCUCGUCGAAACCAGAUCCAACGUCCCCCGCGUCCGUGUGAUUGACUUUGGCUGCGGUGCCCUCGUUAGAAAGGGAUAUUACCAUAAGUACAUCGGUACCUUCGCAAAAGCACCUCCAGAAUGGUACACAAACGGAGAAUACAAGGCCAGACCAACAACAGUAUGGCAGCUGGGGGCCCUGUUGUACGACCUGAUGCAUAAGGAUUGCUUUGAAACAAUAGAUUUAUUCAAGAAGGGAGUUAAAGUCAACUCCAGUCUGUCCAUAGACUGCCACGACUUCUUGCAGAUGUGCAUGGACCAAGACCCCAACAGACGAGCCACCUUGGAGCAGCUACGCAGCCAUCCCUGGCUCAGAUAA